AUGGCUCCCGUCGCAGACUCCCCGGAGAUUCUCCCAAUCACGCCUAAGACGGCAAAGUCCAGCCCGGGCGUGGACUACUUCGACGCCGCGACUACGACGCCUGAGAUGGUGAUUGACUCGUUGGUGCGCAACGGCGGAUGCUUUGUCAAGAACCUCCUGUCAACCCAAGAAGUCGACACCAUUGUGUCCGACAUCCGCCCGUACAUCGACGCCGAUGUGGCAUGGACCGGCGAUUUCUUUCCCAAAGAAACCCGUCGAGUCUGCUCGCUGGCCGAAAAGUCUCCGACCUUCAUCCAUAGGGUUCUGGCCAACCCGCUCUAUCUCGAGGUGUGCGACAAGAUGCUCUCGUCCGAGAUCGAAUCCUGGACGGGCGAUGUGUACGAGAAAUCCAUCUCGCCACCGCAAGUCAAUGCGACCAUCGCCUUUUCCAUUGGUCCUGGCGCCAGAGCCCAGGGUCUGCAUCGCGACUCGAUUGCCCACCAUAACCGUCACCCGGCCAUCACCGCCGCAGAGUACAAGAUGGGCAGGGACUCGGCCAUCGACAUCUUUGUCGCGGGCAAGAAGGCCACCAAGGCCAACGGCACCACGCGCUUCAUCCCGGGCUCGCACCUCGAGCAUUAUUUGGAGAAGCCCGACGAGAGCAGGGCCAUCUACGCCGAAAUGGAUCCCGGUGACGCUUUCAUCAUGCUGGCCUCCUGCUACCACGGUGGAUCGGCGAAUACUACCGAAAAUGAGGAACGACUGAUGUUGGCUGGCUUCAUGACCAAAGGAUAUCUUCGCCAGGAGGAGAACAUGUAUCUCGGUGUUUCACAAGAGGCCGUCAAGCAAUAUCCCAGGCAUAUCCAGGAUAUUCUCGGUUAUGGCCUCAGUGCUCCUUUCCUCGGCUGGGUUGACCUCAAGCAUCCGAGAAAGGUCCUCUACCCGGAUGAAGACUUGGAUGACGAUAUGUACUAG
This is a messenger RNA of Capronia coronata CBS 617.96, 954 nucleotides long. RefSeq lists its product as uncharacterized. Bases 1 to 954 code for a protein of 317 amino acids. Lineage: Eukaryota; Fungi; Ascomycota; Eurotiomycetes; Chaetothyriales; Herpotrichiellaceae. The transcript is spliced from 2 exons. The record is from RefSeq and is a predicted model, not a curated record.